Messenger RNA from Rana temporaria (common frog), 9270 nucleotides. Its product is annotated as otogelin-like protein. Gene Ontology annotation, cellular component: extracellular matrix. The coding region runs from base 1 to 8526 and encodes 2841 amino acids. The transcript is spliced from 97 exons. Gene Ontology annotation, biological process: L-arabinose metabolic process. The record is from RefSeq and is a predicted model, not a curated record. Gene Ontology annotation, molecular function: alpha-L-arabinofuranosidase activity. Lineage: Eukaryota; Metazoa; Chordata; Amphibia; Anura; Ranidae.
AUGGAGAUUUCUCAUCACUUUCUAUGCCAUAACCACAACAAAGACAUUGGAAAAGUCCUCCUUGAAGACAUAGACUUGGACAGUGGCACUGUUCCAACUUAUAGCCCAGAAAUCACAAUAGAGCCGAUAAUUAUACCUCAAACUGCUCACAUACUAUAUGAAGAUAACUCAAAGGGUACAGAAGAAGUAGAGAUGAAACCCACAGAGUCUGUGCUACCUGAGCCUGUAGUACCUGAAGAACCAGUGAAACCCACUGAGCCUGUAGUACCUGAAGAACCAGUAAAACCCACAGAGCCUGUUGUACCUGAAGAACCAGUGAAACCCACAGAGCCGGUGAUACCUGAGCCUGUGGUACCUGAGGAACCAGUGAAACCCACAGAGCCUGUGAUUCCUGAGGAACCAGUGAAACCCACAGAACCUGUAGUACCAGAGAAACCAACAGAGAUUAUAGAACCAGCGCCUGCUACCUCACCAGCACCGCCAAAGCAUUCAGGAGAGUCUUGUACCUUUAACAAAGAUAUUGUGGCUGAUGGACAAACUGUGGAACUUGAUUGUGUCACAUGUAAUUGCAACAAUGGAGCCCUGACCUGUGUGAAAAAUAUGAGUUGUCCAGGUGUCUGUUCUGUGACUGCAUACCAGAUGAUUCGCACAUUUGAUGGCACAUUAUAUGAGACUCCUGGAACCUGCAGCUAUGUUUUGGUCAAAACAAAAGACUUCACUAUCACUCUGAACAAUAAGCCAUGCUCUGAUGUGAAGGAUCCGGAAGCAGUUUGUAUUGAUUCCGUAGAUGUGCAUAUUCCACAAAAGGCAAAUAUCAGACUACAGUCAGAUGGAAGCAUACUUGUGGCAGGAGAGAAGUCAGAUAUUCCAUUUUCUGUUCUAGAUACCAUUACUGUCUUAAGAAGUUCUUCAGUCUUUCUGGACGUGGUCAGCCAAACAUUUAAUCUGCAGUAUGACUUUGCUGGCAAUCGCCUUUAUGUUAUCCUUGAUGCCAGCAACAAAGAUACAACCAGUGGCUUGUGUGGGACUUACAAUGAUAAUCGUAAUGAUGACUACAGGAGCUCAAGUGAUAUGACUGAAACUGUGUCCGGCUUGUUCAGCAAAUCUUGGAAGACACAACCACAGUGCGCAGAAAGUCAAAAAUCACCAGAAAACACUGAUAACAAAGUAGAGGCUGAUCUGACUUGCGCUGACUCCCUGGAUAGUUCAAUUUUUGAAGACUGCGCCCUCCUGAUUGACACUCACAGCUACAAGACCUCUUGCGCUCACAGUGUAUACUAUGCUGGAUCUAGUGGACUUUGCUCUGCCUUGGCAGACUAUGCCUAUCGCUGUGCCCGUGCAGGAAUCACUGUCUCUGUUAGCUCUACAUUCUCAGACUGCACUCCGGCAUGUGAAGAUAAAAUGAUCUUCACUACAGAUGAUACAUUCUCUCAACAAGACUGCGCAGAAUAUUCUAUGAAGCUCCAGAAGAUUACAUCAUCAAUUCCUCUGAACGAAGCCUGUAUCUGCCCUCCCAACCUCUACUAUGAUGCUUCUAUCAAUAAAUGUGUAAACGGCGAUUCAUGCCCUUGCUACAGCAAAAACCACGUGUACCAGUUAGGAGAGAUCAUCACUCAGGCCGAUGGACAAACAUGCCCCUGUGAGAGAGUAUUACAGUGUGGAGAACCUGAACAGCCCCCAGCCCCUGAUGUGCAAACAUGUCCCAAAGGUGAAAUAUACUCAGACUGUUUAUUGGGCCAUGGCAAGUCAUGUGAGCCAUCUUGCCAGAACUUAGAAAUACUAGACCAAGUCUGCACUUCAACAUGUGAACCAGGAUGUGUCUGCAGGACUGGUAUGUUGAGGAGCAGUGAUGGAAAUUGUGUGCCACUAAAUGAGUGUCCUUGUGUGCAUGGCGAAGAUGUGUACAACCCUGGAGAAACACUGGCCCAAGACUGCAACACAUGCACAUGUGAAAAUGGCAAGUUUGUGUGCAGCAACAACCCAUGUAACAGAGUGUGUAACACUUAUGCCGGAUCCCAGUUCUUCCUGUUUGAUGGAGUCUGGAAGACCUUUCCUACAAGGCACUGUGCGAUUUUGCUGGUUGAGUCUGUGGAAGGUGUAAGCCCAUCAUUCAGUGUUGUCAUGCAAAAUACCCUAAAUGAGGAAGAUGGAGGAGCUUUACACAAGAAGAUCAUUACCAUCAAAUUUGGAGGAACUGCAGUGUUGCUCAGUGACUCUGACCCUGUGGUGAUAAAUGAUGUCGGUGCUAACUCUGAAUUUAAAACCUACCGCUCUGGAUUCUACGUGGUUGCCCAUUUCCUGGGAGGACUUGCUGUUUACUAUGAUCAACACUUGGAUGUCAUCAUUCAACUGGAGCCCAAACUACAGGGCAAAGUCCAAGGUAUGUGCGGUGAUGCAGAUGGAACUACAACAUCUGAGGUGGAAAUCAGUAACAUGGCUCAGUAUGCCUCUCGCUUCAUAAUUGGUGAGUGUCCUGAAGAUGAAAAUCCUCUACCUCCUCCAUCUGAGAAUCAUAAGAAGUUUGUGGAAAAUCGAUGCAACCUUCUCAAGAGCAGCGUCUUUGCUGAUUGCCAUUAUGUGGUCAAUGUGGAGCCUUAUUUCUCAGCUUGUGUGGAGGAGACAGAGGCCUGCAGAGAGGGUGAAAGCUGUCUCUGUUACUGCACCUCAUUGGCAGCUUAUGCACGUGCCUGCUGCCGAAAGGGGGUCACAGUCGAAUGGAGAGGCCCUGACACCUGCCCAUCUCCUUGUGAAUAUUAUAACAGAGAUGCUGGAGAGGGACCGUAUCGCCUUGAAAUGAUCAAUGGCAAAUCUCUGGUAGCUGAUUAUGAUAAUGGUGCAGUGGCACUGGAAGAGAUCAAAACUCCUGGAAAUCUUCAAGCAAGCUUUAUGGUUACCAAAGGCCUUUUUGUAGACCCAUUGAAUGGCAGAAGGUUGGUCUCCCUGGAGUCCGCUCAGCACCACAACUUCUUCAUUGUGCAGGAUAACGAUGGAAUGCUGAGCUUGAGGAAGUGGCAGCCAAGUGUGGAAUUCCGUUCACAGGCCACGUUCAUCUUGAGGCCAAGCCGUUUGGUGAAGAACUAUGAUGCUUUAGAAUCCUACAUAUCCCGUGGAAAUUAUCUGUCCCUUAACAACAAUAGGCUAGUUAUGUCACGGGUGAAGUCAGGAAGUAUGUUGCAGAUGAACUUCAAUUUAGUUGAGGAAACCUUUGGGUUGCCAUCGUUCUCUAUCUGUACAUGGAAAUACAGAGCUUGUGGUAACCCAUGCAUUCCAACAUGCCAAGAUCCCUUGGGUUCCAAGUGUACGUUAACACUCAAAGUUGAAGGCUGCUACCCCCUCUGUGCCCCAGGAAUGGUGUUUGAUGAAGUGACCCACCGCUGUGUACAAUUCGAGGACUGUAUCAAUCUGCCUCCUGUGAUGCCAUCUCGACAACCUGGAACUCUACCUCCCCAUACUCCACCUCCACAGACUCCACAUCCCGAGACUCCACAACCCGAGACUCCACAACCCGAGACUCCACCUACUCAGACUCCACCUCCCCAGACUCCACCUUCCCAGACUCCACCUCCCCCGACUCCACCUCCUCAGACUCCACCUCCUAACACUCAGCCUCCUCCUCUACCAAGUACUUCUAAGCAGAUUUGCACAGAGUGUCCCCCUAAACCUUUCUGCUUCAUGAAAGACUCUGAGCUUGUCGUUAUCAGAGAAGAUCCUUGCUGCCCAGAAUAUGAUUGUGAAUGUGGUCCUUGCAGUCUGCCACCAGACUGUGGACCCAAUGGCCUACUCAGCAAGUCUAUUGAUCCAGAAACCCAGUGUUGUUUCCAAUACAACUGCAGUGGUACUAAUAGUAAACCAACAAUACCACCUCCAGUCCCUGGCACAACACCGAACAACCCCAUCCAAACACUACCUUCACCUCCACCACCAUGCUUGGGUGUACUCUGUCCACCUGUAUCUUGUGAGAAGGUAGAUGAGAUUCCAGUGGUAGUUGAACCUUCUUCUGCCACUCGCUGCUGUCCAGUUAUUGAAUGCAAAUGCCCAAAGGAAUGCACUAUUCCCACAUGCACCAAUGACAGGCCACCACUGCUGGUUGGAUUCCCUGGAUUACAGUGCUGCCCAACACUUGAAUGUCCACCUCCACCAACACCACCUCCUCCUCCGUGUAGCCGAAUAACAUGCGCUCCUGAACCCACAUGUGAUAAAAAUGAAUAUAAGAUUCAAAGUGUAACAGAUGACCCUUGCUGCAAGACAUUCCUGUGUAUUCCUCAACCAACAACUUCUCCUACUCUUCCUUCUGUAACACCUUGUGAAACCAGUGGAUGCCCACCAGCAGACUGUAAAGAAGGUGUACAAGCAGUAGAGAUUCCAAACACAGAAAAUGCUUGCUGUCCCUCAUACAUAUGUAUAAGUACGCCAGUAACAACUGCUGCAUUGCCUUCAAGUGCUUCUAAUUGUCACGGUAUCACAUGCAAUGUGCCUGUGUGCUUACGUAAAGGAGAAAUAAAAGUCCAGGUUCCCACCUCUGAACCUUGCUGUCCAGCAUACGAAUGUCAGUGUGAUCCAUGCCCAGCAGCUCCUUAUUGUGGUGAUUCACAGCCACCAGAUGUGAGCUUCACCCUGGAUGCAGAUUGUUGUCCAAUAUAUCAAUGUCAACCACAAACAACACUUCCAUCCUAUACUACCACACCCAUUCUACCCUCACCUCCACCACCAUGCCUGAAUGUGCUCUGUCCUCCCGUGACUUGUACGAAGAUGGGUGCAGUCCCAGGGGUAGUUGAACCUUCUUCUGACACUCGCUGUUGUCCAGUUAUUGAAUGCCAAUGUCAAGAGAAAUGCAGUAUUCCCACAUGCGAUGAUAACAGGCCACCACUGCUGCUUGGAGACCCUGAAACAGAGUGCUGUCCCGAGCAUCAAUGUCCACCUCCACCAACCCCACCACCUCCACCAUGUAGACACGUAACCUGCGCUCCUGAACCCACAUGUGGAGCAAAUGAGUAUAAGAUUCAAAUUCCAAAUGAAGACCAUUGCUGCACGUCAUUCCUCUGCAUUCCUUUACUAACAACUCCAGCUCCCCCUAUUCCUGUAACACCUUGUGAAAGCAGCGGAUGUCCACCAGCAGACUGUAAAGAUGGCGAAAAAGCAGUAGAGAUGCCAAGCUCAGAGAAUUCUUGCUGUCCCUCAUACACUUGUAUACCUCCACCUCCACCACCAACUACUCCUUCAGUGGAAACAACUACACGUGGUCCCGAAUGUCACGGUAUCACAUGCAAUGUGCCUGUGUGCUUACGGAAUGGAGAAAGAGAAGUCCAGAUUCCCACCUCUGACACUUGCUGUCCAGCAUAUGAAUGUCAGUGUGAUCCAUGCCCAUCAGCGCCCUAUUGUGGGGAUAUGCAGCUAAUUGUGAACUUCAACUUGGAAACAGAGUGUUGUCCAAUAUAUACAUGCAUACCAAUACCAACAACACAACAGCCACCUCUACCCGAGACUACGACACCCACUCUACCUACACCUCCACCACCAUGCUUGAAUGUGCUCUGUCCUCCUGUGACUUGUACGAAGAUGGGUGCAGUCCCAGGGGUAGUUGAACCUUCUUCUGCCACUCGCUGUUGUCCAGUUAUUGAAUGCCAAUGUCAAGAGGAAUGCUAUAUUCCCACAUGCGAUGAUAACAGGCCACCACUGCUGCUUGGAGAUCCUGCAACAGAGUGCUGUCCCGAGCAUCAAUGUCCACCUCCACCAACCCCACCACCUCCACCAUGUAGACACGUAACCUGCGCUCCUGAACCCACAUGUGGAGCAAAUGAGUAUAAGAUUCAAAUUCCAAAUGAAGACCAUUGCUGCACGUCAUUCCUCUGCAUUCCUUUACUAACAACUCCAACUCCCCCUGCUUCUGUAACACCUUGUGAAAGCAGCGGAUGCCCACCAGCAGACUGUAAAGAUGGCGAAAAAGCACUAGAGAUGCCAAGCUCAGAGAAUUCUUGCUGUCCCUCAUACACUUGUAAACCUCCACCUCCACCACCAACUACUUCUUCAGUGGUAUCAACUACACGUGGUCCCGAAUGUCACGGUAUCACAUGCAAUGUGCCUGUGUGCUUACGGAAUGGAGAAAGACUAGUUCGGGUUCCCACCUCUGACACUUGCUGUCUAGCAUUUGAAUGUCAGUGUGAUCCAUGCCUACCACCUCCCUAUUGUGGUGAUAGCCAGCCAAUUGUGAUCUUCAAUAUAGAUACAGAGUGCUGUCCAAUAUAUGAAUGUCCACCGACAACAACAUCACAGCCACUUCCAACCUCUACUGCUCCACCCACUCAACCUCCACUACCUACACCUCUACCACCAUGCCUGAAUGUGCUCUGUCCUCCCGUGACUUGUACGAAGAUGGGUGCAGUCCCAGUAGUAAUGGAACCUUCUUCUGCUACUCGCUGCUGUCCAGUUAUUGAAUGCCAAUGUCAAGAGGGAUGCUAUAUCCCCACAUGUGAUGAUAACAGGCCACCACUGCUGCUUGGAGAUCCUGCAACAGAGUGCUGUCCCGAGCAUCAAUGUCCACCUCCACCAACCCCACCACCUCCAUCAUGUAGACACGUAACAUGCGCUCCUGAACCCACAUGUGGAGAAAAUGAGUAUAAGAUUCAAAGUCCAACUGAAGACCCUUGCUGCAAGGCAGUCUUCUGCAUUCCUAUACAAACAACUCCAGCUCCCCCUCCUUCUGUAACACCUUGUGAAAGCAGCGGAUGCCCACCAGCAGACUGUAAAGAUGGCGAAAAAGCACUAGAGAUGCCAAGCUCAGAGAAUUCUUGCUGUCCCUCAUACACUUGUAAACCUCCACCUCCACCACCAACUACUCCUUCAGUGGUAUCAACUACACGUGGUCCCGAAUGUCACGGUAUCACAUGCAAUGUGCCUGUGUGCUUACGGAAGGGAGAAAGAGAAGUCCAGAUUCCCACCUCUGACACUUGCUGUCCAGCAUAUGAAUGUCAGUGUGAUCCAUGCCUACCACCUCCCUAUUGUGGUGAUAGCCAGCCAAUUGUGAUCUUCAAUCUAGAUACAGAGUGCUGUCCAAUAUAUGAAUGUCCACCGCAAACAACAUCACAGCCACUUCCAACCUCUACUGCUCCACCCACUCAACCUCUAAUACCUACACCUCUACCACCAUGCUUGAAUGUGCUCUGUCCUCCCGUGACUUGUACGAAGAUGGGUGCAGUCCCAGUAGUAAUGGAACCUUCUUCUGCUACUCGCUGCUGUCCAGUUAUUGAAUGCCAAUGUCAAGAGGGAUGCUAUAUCCCCACAUGUGAUGAUAACAGGCCACCACUGCUGCUUGGAGAUCCUGCAACAGAGUGCUGUCCCGAGCAUCAAUGUCCACCUCCACCAACUCCACCUCCUCCUCCAUGUAGACACGUAACCUGCGCUCCUGAACCCGAGUGUAAAGAAAAUGAGUAUAAGAUUCAAAGUCCAACUGAUGACCCUUGCUGCAAGGCAAUCUUCUGCAUUCCUAUACCAACAACUCCCACUCCCCCUACUUCUGUAACACCUUGUGAGAGCAGCGGAUGCCCACCAGCAGACUGUAAAGAUGGCGAAAAAGUAGUAGAGAUGCCAAGCUCAGAGAAUUCUUGCUGUCCCUCAUACAAUUGUAUACCUCCAUCACCACCACCAACUACGCCUCCAGUGAUUUCAACUACACGUGGUCUCGAAUGUCAGGGUAUCACAUGCAAUGUGCCUGUUUGCUUACGAAAUGGAGAAAGAGCAGUCCAGGUUCCCACCUCUGACAUUUGCUGUCCAGCAUAUGAAUGUCAGUGUGAUCCAUGCCCAUCAGCUCCCUAUUGUGGUGAUAAGCAGCCAAUUGUGAAAUUCAACCUAGAAGCAGAGUGUUGUCCAAUAUAUGAAUGUCCACCAACACCCACAACACCACCGCCACCAACACCACCAUCAACACCUGAACACACUACUCCAAAAACAACUGUCAUCAUCUCUUCAACUACACAUGGAUGUAAGGACAGAACUUGCCCAGUCAAACAAUGCAAAGAUUUCGAAACAUUAGACACACAUUUUAAUCCAAAAGAUCCAUGCUGCCCACAUCAGACCUGUGAAUGUACCUGCAAGACUAUCCCAUCUUGUGACAGUGAUGAGAGACUGGUAGCAGUGCGCCAGAAUAACCAGUGCUGUCCGAAGCUUAAAUGUGAGAGGAAGAAAGAUGAAUGCCACCCAGUAAACACAGCAGUGAAUCUACAAUCCGGCCAUUGCAGUGCCAAUGUCAUCCUCGCCACUUGUAGUGGAUAUUGUCACUCCAGGACAGACUACAACAGCCUGUGGGCCCCAGUUUCUCAGUGUAGAGGCUGUUCUGUAACAUCAACACGUCCUAAGAACUUUGAGCUGUCCUGCCAUGAUGGCUCAAAAGCCCAUAUAACAGUGCAGGAAGCAUAUCAGUGUGGAUGCCGCCACUGUUCUGAUGAUGGAGGUAGUGGCGAUGGAAGUGGGAGUGGAAGUGAAGAAGAUGGAAGUGGGUUUUCCUUAUGGUCAAACUUUCAAGAGAAAAACUAAAUUUUAAGGAUGUAACUACCAUCUGAAAUAGACAAAGCUAUUUACCAAAGUUGUUACUUUUAUCAACUCUUUGAAACAGAACUAGAUUUAGAAUAGUCUGUUACAGUAUAUACAUUCCUUGUUCUCUGCACAUACUUGUACCUGUCACCACCUAGUGGUAGAAAGCAAUAAAAACAAAACAAAAACCCUUUAGAAUUAACAUUCACAAAAUUCUUCAACUGUAACCAUUAUUUUUGUACUAACAAACGUUAUGUAAAAAGAGAGAUUGCAGAAUAUAUUUCAACAAGUCAUAUGAAUAUUGUCAAUUAAAAAAAAAUUCUUAAAUUACAAACACAUAGCCUAGACAAUCAGUAAUUUAAGUACUAUUAUCAUUUUACCAUCAGUACAAAUGUUGUUUAAUCUGGAUAAAAAAACAGCACACACCCAGGAACUAGAGUUAGCUCUAUCUCAAUGUUGUAUAUGCAGAUUAUAUCUGAAUUUCAUAAUUUUGAAACAACCCUCAUAUAGUUACAUUCCACUGAAAUAUGUUAUAAAUGAAGGAUUUAUUUUGAUACCGGAGAUGAAGAAAUUUUGUGAAAGUAUAAAUAGAUUGUGAGUAAUUUUGAAUGUGAUGUAUAUAAAGCAAUGUGUUGAAGUACAGGCUUUUCAAGUGUGGUUUUAUUUCCUACUGUUUGUUAAGGCAAGGUAUACAUUUGAUUUAUGAAAACUUUGCCGUGAUUCUCUAAAUAAAAUGCUUUCAAUGAA